Emericellopsis atlantica is the source of this 2582-nucleotide messenger RNA. Its product is annotated as histone-lysine N-methyltransferase SET9. Lineage: Eukaryota; Fungi; Ascomycota; Sordariomycetes; Hypocreales; Bionectriaceae. Gene Ontology annotation, cellular component: nucleus. Gene Ontology annotation, molecular function: histone H4K20 methyltransferase activity; protein binding. The transcript has 2 exons. The record is from RefSeq and is a predicted model, not a curated record. Bases 458 to 2419 code for a protein of 653 amino acids.
GGUGGCUGGACGUUCAGGAUUGGAAUGAGGAUGAGCGGCCCAGGCUCACCCUCACCUCAACUUUCCUCAUGGCCAACAUGUCGCUUGGCUUGGGCUCUGAUCUUCUCCUUUGUCAUUGAUUAUCUGUUACUCAUACUCCAACCUACCUAAUUGCUCACUUGCUCACCUCGAACACAUUGCCCUGCACAGCGAAACUACGGCUCCUCUCCCCACCACAUCAAGCGCAUCUAGCCAAGGUCUUGAGCGCAAACCAACAGCGACACUCGGCAACAGCGGCUUAGAUCCUCACACCUUCUCGCCUCCCGCUGCGUCUGAGAAAGACAGGUUCCAACUUGUCUCAUUGACUGGUUAAGCUCUUCGAAAUCAGAGCUCUUGACACCUGUUGCUUCAUUGGAACCUCCACUGCCGUUUUGAUUGCGCCCCGGAGCACCACCAGCAGCGCACAGUCGUAGAGGCCAUGCCUCGGCCCAAGAAGGAAUCGCAGCCGCCGGCCAAGAAGCGCCUGACUCUUGCUCAAUUGGCCGCAUACGAUGACAUGCUCACGGAUGCCCUUGUAGAUCAUGUAUACUACUGGACGUCGAUACCGAAGAACCGGUCGACGUACCAUCCCUCUCGUGGAAUUCGUGAAGAAGACAUCGCCAAGAUUAUCCAGGAGGAGUUGGUGCUCAACAAGGAUAUCGAGCAGGCCGAGCAGCGGUUACUCGGAACUGGUGGCAUUUGCAGAUUCGUCAGCGCCCUGAAGACGGAGAAGGAGAAGGACGACUUCCGGAAACAUCUGCGGCGCUAUGCCCAGAUAUAUCUUCCAGAUUGCCCUUUCGAGGUCAACACGACAAACCGUUACACGAUUGUUUCCCAUGAAGCUGCGGUCACAGCACGACGAUUCAUCCGGCGCAACGAGCCCGUCAAGUACCUUUCCGGCAUACAGGUCACCAUCACCCCAGAGGAGGAAAAGGACAUGAUGACGCGCAAGAAGGACUUUAGUAUCGUGGUGAGCUCCCGGAACAAGACGACCAAUCUCUUCAUGGGACCCGCCAGAUUCGCGAACCACGAUUGCGACGCAAACGCCAAGCUUGUGACUACGGGUCACGCCGGCAUUGAAAUCAUUGCAACCAAGAACAUUGAAGCAGGAGAUGAGAUUACCGUGACAUACGGCGAGAAUUACUUUGGCGAGGGCAAUUGCGAGUGCUUGUGCCAAACGUGCGAGGACCACAGAAGGAAUGGUUGGGAGCCCGAGGACGGCCAGGCCGAAACGACAGAGGUCCAGGACACUGUCGAAGAUAAACCUGACACCUACUCUCUUCGGUUGAGGCGAAGGGGAGACAGCAUGGGGGGAUCUUCGCGCAACUCAAGCGUCACCCCGGCCGCAAGACCCAGAAUCCUGAAAACAAAGAGAAAGUCCCGACUCAGCUUCCGAGAUUCGUCAAACGCUGAAUCGCCUGUGCCCGAAGCGACCCCUCAUGGGCGAAAAAGAACAAGCGACGCACUGGCCACUCCGCCGGUUACGCCGGCCAAAAAGAUGAGACACGCUCCGGAAGCAUCCCCUGCAAACGAGCGCGCGUUGUCUAGGAGCAGUUCGUCUCCAUCGAGGUGCGCCUCCGCCAGUACCACCGGAGAAGCAGUCGAGACCGACGUCACAACGCCAAAUCAGGAUAGCCCGGAACCACGGUUCUUCACCCCCAAGCAGAAGCCAAUGGCUAUUGAGUCGAUCCUGAAUACGCCUACACCAGAAGAAGAGCCAACGCUUGCUAUCAGUAUAGAACACGUGGAAGAAGAAACUAUUGUCCAGGAAGAUAAAGUGCAGAAGGUACGAAAGAAGUACGAAAAGCGAGUCUUCAUCAAGCAGACGACACCACCCGCAAGGCAGCGAACCCCAGGCGAUUAUGUCCUUACGCCGCUGCUGCUCUCCGAGCCCGAGAUGGCCUGGAUUCAAUGCUCGAACUGCCCAACAUACUUUGUGCAACAGAACGCAUACUUCACCCGCUUCUCCUGCCCGCGAUGCGAGCGCCACUCCAAGAUCUACGGUUACAUUUGGCCCAAGACGGACAAGGCUGGACCCAACGACAAGGAGGAGCGCGUGCUGGACCACCGCACGAUCCAUCGAUUUUUGCAUACGAACGAUGAACGCAAGAUUCGAGGACGGAAGCCACUCUGGGAGUCCGAGGAAGAGCAGAGCGAAGAGGAAGAAGAAGCCGAGCAGCCAAAGCGUGGCCGACGAGCCAAGCGAGAGGAGACUGUGAAGUCGAAGAAGACGGUGACGAAAACCGUCACAAAGGUUCCAACCAGCAGGGCCAGAGCGCCGAGCACAGCGCGCGGGCAGAAGGCCAGACAGGCAGUAGAGGAGUCGCCCGAGGCUGAGGAGGAUACUACGGGACUUCGUCGCAGUGGUCGACCGCGACGAGUCAGUAGCCGGCUUCUCUAGUUGAAACCGUGGCUACCUUCAUUCUUAUGGCGCCGUAUAUAUCGCAAGACGGCCACGCAGCAGGACGUUGAGCAGCGUUAGAUGAUGGCAAGGCCACGGCCAUGGGCUUUUUUGUUUUGUAGGAUAGCCUUGCAUUGGACUUUAGUUUAGCAUAAUCAAACAA